This is a messenger RNA of Hylaeus anthracinus, 631 nucleotides long. RefSeq lists its product as uncharacterized. The transcript is spliced from 2 exons. The annotation marks the transcript as partial. The record is from RefSeq and is a predicted model, not a curated record. NCBI's taxonomy places the organism in Eukaryota, Metazoa, Arthropoda, Insecta, Hymenoptera, Colletidae.
GUGGUUGUUCAGCAUUUGGACACUCCUGUUUCGGUGGCCAUGGCAAGAGGUUCGAUCCACACGUACGGAACAACGCACUUCAAGAAAACGAGGCGACGACCAGCGACAAGAACCAGGAACUGGGAACGAUGCGUCUGAACGAGUUUGCUCUUCCUAUGCGAAAGUUUGAAGGCCAAGGGGAGGUGCUCCUUCCGCAAUCGCGUCGUCAGGAUCCCUCGAGAUUCGAUCCUUACACGUUAUCCUUCAUCGUUGGGCAAUGGUUAACGUCGCAUCGUCGACUUCAUCAGCCGGACCCGGAACUUGAUAACAAAUAAACGGAUAGGCGUUUUUUGUUGCACUUUCAAUUUAAAGUUAGACAAGAGAACAUGUAACAUUGAUAAAUGCAAAAUUGUAAGAAAAUUUAUUCGUUUGCUACGCUGUUUUCACAUAUUCUUUCGACAAGCGUAGCCAAAAUAAAUAAUUGAAUAAUUGUUGGUGAUGUGUACAUAUUAUUUUCAGUUGUCUAAACGAAUAAACAGAAAUGAAUUUUGCUAUUUCUGCAUGAAUUUCAUUCUGACAAUGAUGUACAACUAUUAAUACUUUACUGGAAUUAUUGUAAGCAUAGAGUAGAUUGAAUAAAAUAUUAUUCCUU